AUGCCAGGUGAACGUGAGCCGCUACGCGCACAGACUGCAGCCGCUCAAUAUAUCCCACAAACUCGAUGCAAUUUCUGCUUCGUUGUCGGCCAGUUGCCCAUCAUCGAUCCACGCAACUACUACACCGUUCCACCCGCCUUCGGGCAUCAUCACAACCCCAACCAGAGCGUCCAAGUCUCCCAGAAUGACAUGGACGCCUUCCCACAAGAACAGGCCUAUGCGGCUCCAAACCCGCAUUGGCACCAGACUCCAACUGCGGAGAAUACGCAAGGGUACUACAACAACACAGGACCUCUGAUGCACCAGUUAUCCCCAUCGGCGCAACAAGAGCACUACCAGUACUACCAGAGCUUCCCGCUACCAUCACAGAGCAUGAAUCAGGCCGCCACGGCUCCAAUCAGACGUUCUCACUUUCUCGAAAUGGACGUUGCCAUUCGAAACAGAAUCUACGCAUAUCUCGUCGGCGAUCAAAGCAUCCAGAUCACCCAGCGCGCCGAAGGAGAACAUGUUUUCAACUAUGUUACAAGAAUCCCAAACCCCCAAGACACCAGUCUGUACCCGCAACUGAUCGAGCACCAACUCCCGCGCGUUUUCGUGCUCUGUCGCCAGACCUAUAACGAAGCGCGCUACAUCUACUUCCGCCUUUGUGUCUUCGGAUUCAUUAGCGGCCAGGCACAUGUCAAGGCGAUUGUCCAUUGGACGUCGAUACAAGACCUACACAGACAGAUCUUCCACACGAUUACGAUACACAAUCCCCAGAAAUGGCCAGAAACUUUUGAGUACAUCAGUGACCUCGAGUGUCUGUGCGAUCUUCGGCGCGUGGAGAUGUGCAUCACCCGCGACCCAACCAUGACAGGCGCCGAGGUCAGCAAAAGAGGCUAUCUGGUGAAGAAGAUUGGACAACUAUUACGAAAGAUCACCGACAAAGGUGCAGAGCUAGUCGUCUUGUACAAGAACCCUGAUGGGUACGCUACGGUGUGGGGUAAACAAGUCACAAUACCCCAGCCCACGCAAGAGCAGCUCCCAGUACCUCACGCCGAGCCUGAGCAGUCAGAUGCAGACAGACUAAAAGCCACACUACUAGAUAUCCAGCAAGGACUCAUUCCAAUGCCGCAUGGUCUGCAGCCCCCACAACAUGAACGAGUAGCGUUGAUGAUAGACCGUGCCAAGCGAUACAACCAAAGGAUGGCACAUUCCUACGCGGAUUGGCAACUGGAACAAGAAGCUUGGCGUAAAAAUCAAGGCAUCGAACAGAGACUACUACGCAACCCUUCACCAGAACAAGCUGCGACCGUAGGUGCAGAUACAAGGAUAGAACCCACGUCGGUUCUCAAGAUACCAAGAUCAGAUCAAUACACAUCAAUCGAGUUGAUACAACAUGUCACCAUCGAGGCCGAACAAGGCGAAAUCGACCGGAGAACUUACAAGAGCCUCUUGUCUUUCAAGAAUCUUUCCAGUGUCGAGGUCAAGAUCAAGUGCCCUACCUCACCAAGAGAACACAGCAACCAGAUGUCACGUCGUAUGAAGCGAGACCAGGAAAAGAGCAUCGAACAAGCAAAAUCUGAAGCCUUGGCUACACUCUGCCAGAUCACCGGCCAACCUCGGCUGCAUGUUACCUUUACCCGCGAGUAG
Exserohilum turcica Et28A is the source of this 1632-nucleotide messenger RNA. RefSeq lists its product as uncharacterized. The record is from RefSeq and is a predicted model, not a curated record. The transcript is spliced from 3 exons. Bases 1 to 1632 code for a protein of 543 amino acids. Lineage: Eukaryota; Fungi; Ascomycota; Dothideomycetes; Pleosporales; Pleosporaceae.